AUGCUCCAGAAGGUUCUACUACGACCCAUGACCAGCGUUCCAUGCGCACACGAAUCCACCAUUUCGUACCGAUUCCCAUCGUCGUCUGGGAGUCCAUCCCCUCCCCCCAUCGUACCAUCGUCGCCCGAUCUGGCGCAUCAAAACCAACCCGGGCCCUCCGACCCCUACCUCGCCCUCCCACCGCCUGAAGACGAGAUCCCUGACCUCGACGAACUGCCCUCCGAACAACCACCCUCGCCUCCACCUCACACGCCUGCCCCUACCAUGUCAGGGCAUCACCGCAUCACCCUCGCCGCCAACCCCCCCUACUUCGAUGGCGACAAGUCCAAAUACCUGGGCUUUGUGGACGCGUGCACCACUUACAUCGGUGCCUAUCAAUCGGAGUUCUCACAAGAUGAGACCAAAAUCCUCUUUGUCCUCUCCUACCUCCGUAACGAGAACGGCACGAGCUGCGCUGCCUCGAGAUGGGCGAUGAACUGGAAGCAGCACAACUUCGAUGGCUUCCAGGGACUGAAGGCAGGAGUCACAUCAAAGAACUUCCUGGAGGAGUUUCAGAGGGCGUUCGGGGACUCCAAUGCGGAACAAGUCGCCGCUGCUCGGCUUAUGGCCCUGCGCCAAAACAAACGGUCCUUCGCGGACUACAUCUCCGACUUUGAGAUGUUGGCCGCAGAUGCAGGCUACAAUGUGGUCGACACCACCGACGACAAAGGCGAAUACAAGAAGGGGGACCAGGAUAAUAUCCUCAUCGAGUUCCUGGAGCGCGGACUCAGCAGCGAGAUCGCCAGCCGUCUCUACAACACCGGUGUCCCUCUGCCCAAGGCCUAUGGAGCGUUCAAAGCCUGGUGCAUCAACAUCGAAGCCAAUGCUCUGCGUGACCAGCUGCGCAAAGCGUCGUAUGGGCACCCCACACAACGACCACCUCCCCAGUUCCGUCCCCAAACGGCACCAGUGGCGCCCACACCCGCUCCGGCCCGACCCGCUGCCAACGAACCGGUUCCGAUGGAAAUCGAUCGUACCCACGCCCGCGGCCGCAAUAUCAUCUGCUACAACUGUCAGCAGCCCGGGCACAUUGCGCGGAACUGCCCGGAGCCCAAGAAGAAGCGCACGUUCUUCAAUCGGGCCACAAUGCUGGAAGAAAUUGAGAACGGGGACAAGGACAACGAGUUCCUGAAGGAGAUUGCCGAGAAGCUGCGCGAGAAGGGUUUUUGA
This is a messenger RNA of Mycena citricolor, 1209 nucleotides long. The record is from the annotation of a GenBank genome assembly. Lineage: Eukaryota; Fungi; Basidiomycota; Agaricomycetes; Agaricales; Mycenaceae.